Molecule: messenger RNA, 15276 nt
Organism: Plasmodium coatneyi
Lineage: Eukaryota; Apicomplexa; Aconoidasida; Haemosporida; Plasmodiidae
Product: Dynein heavy chain
Exons: 3
Coding region: 1-15276 (5091 amino acids)
Biological process (GO): microtubule-based movement
Cellular component (GO): dynein complex; axoneme
Molecular function (GO): dynein light intermediate chain binding; ATP binding; minus-end-directed microtubule motor activity
Source: RefSeq, a predicted model, not a curated record
AUGACAAAGGAUCCCGAGGCCCAGUAUGAGGCCCUAAGUCUAACCGAGCUUAAAAGCAAUGACCAGCAAAAGAGCGUUAUUGGUUACAGCGUCAACUUUACCCUGGGGGGAGUGCUGCUCUUCGGGGGGUUCAAAGUCGACGCCGAGGCUGAUGAAAAGGAUAGGGACAAAGAUGAUGGUAACUGUAGCGUAAGUAGCGAUGGAAGCAGUGGGGGCGACGGCGUGGGCAACGUCUGCAACGACGCCUAUCUGGUUCACAUUAAAAAGGAGAAAGUCGAGUAUGAAACGUUAAAGAGCAAAGUUAAGCCCAAAUGCAGGUGCUACCACAACUCGUGCACUUUGCUUGAAAAUUAUGUUGUCAUUUUUGGAGGGCUAAACAGUGAAGUGCCCUUCAUAGCACUUAAUGACUUGUGGAUUUUUAACAGCGCAAAUAAAACCUUUACGGAGAUAAAGGUGAUUUCCGACGAGGAGGUGACUGAGGGAGUAGAGACAGCACCUGGGUCUUCCAAAAGCGAAGGAGAGGGAGAUGAUGAAAUGUACGAUGGGUCGAAAUUAAGUGGCGAAGAAGAUUACCCAAAAGUGGACACAGAAGAAGACGGGAAUAAUAACAGUUACAUAUUGAACAGUGUGCAUUUGAAAAAAUUAGGGAAGUAUCUGAACUGUGAGAAAGGUGCGUUUGCCAGUCAGGGUAGCUGCGUUGUCCCCGCCCCGAGGUACUUUUCCAGCUUAGACCUAUACGUAAGUAAGAAAGGGGUAGCAGAAGGAGCAACAGAGGGAACAACAGAGGGAGCAGCACAGGAAACGGCAGAUGGAGCGACGGAGCAAGUGGAAGAUGAUGUUGAUGAGGAUGACGGGGCGGAGGGAAAGAACCCAUUAAGCGUAAAAAACAACAAAAUUGUCCUGAAUAAUGCAAACGCGUAUGAAUAUUUCAGUCUCAUCCUAUUUGGGGGGUAUGGCGGGUACGACAGAAGCAGCUUCAACGACUUGUACGAAUACGACAUUCUAACGAACCAAUGGAUUCUAAGAACCUGCAAAGGUAGCACCCCCUCGAAUAGGUAUGGACAUGUGUCCUUCAUCAAUGAAAAUAAUUUGUUCAUCUUAGGUGGGACAAAUUCGGAAGUUAGCUUCAACGACAUGUACGCCUGCAAUUUGAAGAACAACGAAUGGUCCGAGAUCGACUUUUCCUACUCCUUCAAUGUGUCAAAAGUAUUUUGCAGAAGCGUGAUGGUGGAGUCGAUAGACAGAAAUAUCAUUUUCAUUUUCGGGGGGUACAACAUUGUUAGUGAUGAAAAAGGGAACCGAAAAAUAGAGUACAGCAACGCAGAGUUGAAUAUGCUAAAAUUGUAUGACACGUUUAAGUUGGAAGAUUUGAAGUACACCGUGGUUAGGAGUAAGGAUGCUGAAACGGGUUCUGCAUCUACCGGUGUAGGAACUACCAGCAUAACCACAACAGCUAAACACGGGAACAACCAACUCAGCCAAGUGGAUAAACUAAAGGGAACACCAAGAGGAGAAACUCACGAACAAGAUGACCCAACCGGUAAUAUAAACUUCUGCUCAAUUACGUACGAUUUUGUAGACGCAAAUUUAAUCAUCACAGAUUCGAAGCAAAAAAUUUAUGUAAUAAAUAUAAGUAGAAUUAUAGGACCCAAGUAUGCCAUUUUUUCCCUACUACCAAAACACUGCGACAUUGAAGGUAGUAAAAAAAUGCUCUUGAAGGGAAAAGGAUUUAUGAACGAAGGAAAGAUAAGUAUAAAAUAUACGUCUGAUGAUGUCGACCUGUUCAGUGAAGGAAUCUACAUUAAUGAAAAUUACAUCUACACCAUUGUGCCUAGUGCAAAAGACAAAAUAAAAAACAACAUCUGUCAUGUGCACCUGUCCAUCAACGACAAAUGCUACACCACUAAUAAGUGCUUGCUGGAGUAUUACUACAAUAUAGAUGCAAAAAAGACGCUCAUUUUUGGGUCUGGUUUGCUAGAACCCAUUUGUUUAAAAGAACCCAAUAUAUUCUUCCUCAUAGCUAGAAACUCCUUGAACGAGAAAAAAAAAAUCGGAGGAGAUAAAUUCCAGAUCAGCAUCACAUACGAACAGGAUGGAAUUCACCACGAUGUGAAGUACACCCUGUAUGAUGUUAACAAUGGGUUCUACAUCGUGAAGUACUUCCCUUAUGGGGAAGAGGCGACAGCAAGGGAUGCCACCAUCCCCGCUAUUACGGGAGGAGAAGAAGUGGACCCUGCCCAAGGGGAUUCCAACUUGGCGCCCGAUGACGGUGGCGAGGCUGUGCAGGCGGUGGAAGCGUCAGGUGUGGAGGAUGCGGAAAACCAAGAAAAUCUGGGCAAUGGGAAAAUCGACCAAGCAGAUGAACCCAGCGUCAGCGCGGAAGAGCCCCCAAUCACCACGGGAACCAUCCACAUAUCUGUGAAGCUGAACGGGGAAGACACCCGAAACAGUCCCUUCGCCCUGAAGGUGUACAACCGAGUAACAGACAAAGCCACAUUCGUGAAUAAAUUUAUCAACGAUCGGUUAGAAGAUUUAAUAAAAAAAGGAGAACACGUUCUCAAUUUGAUUAGAAACAAAGACUUGAGCACCGCCAACCUGAUUGAGCUAAACGUUAGCAUUGAAAACUUUCUGGGCAAUUUUUCCAAGUCGAUAUAUGACAUAAAUACGAUUGAGCAGUAUAUACUAUACGGCUCCAUCGAUGCGGGGAUGAUGGAGCCAAUACUAGAACAGGUGCACCAGGAGGGGAACGUGGUGGACGCCUCUCUGGAGGACGAAUCCUCCAUCGAGAGGUACAUCGACGAAUUGAUAAGUGGUCAAAGUGGCGGAAGCGACACAAACGGAACGGUACAAGAUUCCCCCGCCCAGGAUGCAGGUAGUACCUUCCUAAAAGUGAAGGACAACGAAGGCAUUGCCAACUUUAUCGAGUCAAGCAAAAUGAAAUUCGUGGACUGCGCGGAGGCCAACUUGGUGAAGAGACUGAAGGGCUACAUUGCCCUGCUGAACAGCGAAGAGUCCAGCCUGCGGAAUAGGAAGGAGCCGAAGAGAAGCGACGGCGGGGUAGGGGAUACCGCUAUGGGGAAGACAGCCCUGGGGAAUCCCCCUGUGGGAAGUCCCUUCGAAGAGUGCCCAACCGAGGGGGAAGAUAACCAAAUAGAAGUGAUCACCAAUUUUCUGAACUUCUACCACAAGCUGAAAUCCGUCUGCAUCUGUAAAAAGGAAAAGGAGCUAAAGGAGGAAUUCGUGAAGGAAGAAAAGGAAAGCAUAAAAACGAUGAAGCUUAACUACAACAAAUUUGUAAACAUAAAAAAAAAUUUGGAAACUUCUAGCGUCUAUACGCAUAGUAGUGGAUAUGAAGGGUCUUUAAAGGAACUGGAGAAUAUGAAAAAGUACGUAGAAGAAAUUAAGGAGGAAGUUACCAAGGUGGAGCAGAUCUCACAGAACAUCGUAAAAAUAGACAACGUAGAAGAGCUAAGCAAAGACAUAGACAAUUUAGAAAAAGAAAUUGAUGAAAUUGAGAAGCUGUGGAUGUUUAUAAAAAAGAAGGAUCAAGUGCUUAACGGGUUCCUUUUCUCUACAUUCAACGAUUUAGAUGUAGAAGAAUUCGACAUGCAAAUGAAGAACCUCCAAAACGAAUUCAAAAAAAUCAAAGUGGACAGGAAACACAAUAUAUGGAAGGAAGAAAUGGCCAAACUGAAGGAUAUUAUCAAAUUUGUAUCCGUCAUAAGUGAACUAAAAAAAACGUUCAUUAAGGAGAGGCACAUAAAAGAGAUCGAAGUUAGCAUAAAUGAGGAGAGAGAGAAAGAAAACCAAGAACCAAUAAACCUUCUCAUCGAUGAAAAUACACUAACAAUCUAUUUUUAUAAGCUAAAUGUGAUAAAGUACCAUGAGUCCAUAGAAGAAGUUAUCAUAAAAGCUUACAAUGAAAAGAGCAUAGAAGAGAUAAUACAAAAAUUUGAAGACUACUGGGAUGGCAUCUACUUUAAGCAUAAGGAUUACAAAAAUGGGAUCACUCUCACUUACAUUGAUGAUAUGUGUAUAGAAACAAUAGAGGAACAUCAAAUGAGUCUCCAAAACUGCUUCUCAUCCAAGUACUUUCUCUUUUUCUCAACGGAGCUAAACAUUUGGCAGAAAAAAAUCACCAAUAUUUACGAAGUGAUUUUGCUACUCAAAGAUAUAGAGAAGCUGUGGAUGUAUCUGCAAAAUAUGUAUGUCUACUCGGAGGAAGUGAAAAAGGAACUGCCCCUUUAUUCUAAAUUUUUUCUCAUCAUCAAUGAUGAAUACUUAGACAUGCUGAAACAAAUUGUGGGGAACAACACCAAGGUGGUGGACUUCGCUAAUGAGGAGGGCAUUAUAGAGAAGUUAGAAGAACUAAAGGUGAAGCUCUGCAAAAGUGAGAAGCCUCUAAAUGAGUACCUUGACUCCAAGAGGAAGUCCUUCCCUAGAUUCUUCUUCAUAUCGUCCACCGACUUGAUCGACAUCCUCUCCAAUGGGAACAACUUCAAGUUGGUCAACACUCACGUGCAGAAGAUUUUUCUCUCCAUCCGGAGGUUCGUAACGAGUGGGGAGGUUCUCUCGGAGUAUGAGCUGGGGAACGAAGUUAGUUUGGGCCAACCCACAGGCAGAGCGCCACAAGAAGACGCUCCACAUGCUGCUGAGGACGCCCCUCAGGACGCCCCCGUGGAGGUCCAAAACGAGGUGAUAACCAAGCUGAUCUCCUCCUACGGAGAAGAAAUAUGCAGCUUCCACGAACCCCUAGCAUUGAAAGGAAAAGUAGAGUGCUACCUUAACGACAUCAUAAAGCACAUCAAAUACACCCUCAAAUAUUACAUUGCAAAUCUUUUCAAAUUAAAACACAUGUAUAAUGUAGAGAAGGACAAAUGGAUAGACCAAAAUUACCUAUCGCAAGUUUUUAUCCUUUGCAACUCCAUCUUUUUCGUUCAUGACGUUGAAAAUAUUCUACGAAAGGGAGACUCAAAUGUCAAGGAGCAGCUAAAAGCUUACUAUAAGAACCACAUCACUCAACUGGAAAAUGUAAUUAAAAAGGUUCAAAAAAAACUGACCAUAAAAAACAGAAUAAAAAUUAUGUGUAUAAUUACUUUGGACACUUUCUACAGAGACAUUCUAGAAGUCAUUCUAAAAAAUAAAAACUCCAUUUCGAUAAACAUGUUUGAUUGGCAAUCGCAAAUUAGGAUGUACCCCUAUUUUAAUGAUAAGACCAGUGCUCGUUCUCCGUCUAUGGGGAAUACCAACCCGUAUGGGCAAAGCCACGGCGUAGGAGAAGGUGAAAAGGUAACCGGGGAGACAGACCCCUCAGUGGACAUAGCAGAAAAACAGAUGAAUCAAUCUAUGGUACAUACAGAUGAAAACAUUUAUGAAGAGAACUCUCUAAACUUCAAGCAGCUUUAUAUAAAAAUAAAAAUCAUGGACUGCUCCUUUAACUACUCAUAUGACUAUAUUGGCAAUUACCAAAGGCUAGUCAUUACUCCAUUGACUAGCCGUAUAUACAUCACAGCUACACAGGCGCUAAGUCUCUAUAUGGGAUGUGCCCCUGCUGGUCCUGCAGGUACUGGAAAAACUGAGACAACGAAAGACUUAUCGAGCUUCUUUGGAAAAAACUGCUACGUGUUUAAUUGCUCGGAUCAGCUGGAUUAUAAAAGUAUGGGAAAUAUAUUUAAGGGAAUUGGCAGCACCGGGUGUUGGUGCUGUUUCGACGAAUUUAAUAGGCUCAUCCCAGAAGUGCUGUCUGUGUGUUCUAUUCAAUUUAAGUCCAUCUUAGACUGUAAACGUAACAAUAAUAAUGUGUGCAUAAUAGGGUCUGAUGAAAUUAUCGUGAAGAAGAACUGUGCCGUGUUUAUCACCAUGAACCCCGACUAUUUGGGAAGGUCUAAAUUGCCGGAGAGCCUCAAAAUUCUGUUCAGACCCAUCACAGUUAUCGUUCCAGACUUUAAUAAAAUUUGUGAAAAUAUGCUCAUGGCUGAGGGGUACGUAGAUGCCAAAUACUUGUCCAUAAAAUUUACCACCUUCUUCGAGUUGGCGCAAAGUCUACUGAAGGAGAAGCAUUGCGACUGGGGGUUGAGAAGCAUCAAGAGUGUCCUCACAAAAGCGGGAUUCCUCAAGAGGACUUACCCAGACUUGGAUGAAAACAAAUUGCUCUACUCGGCCAUACACGAUAUUAACAUUGCGAAAAUAUCUGCCUCCAAUUGUCCAGUCUUCUCCGGGCUCCUUAACGACAUAUUCUUUUCCCACCAGGGGGGCAACAUAAACGGUGCUAAUAACAAUACGUCGAACGGUGCAUCGAACGGUGCAUCGAACGGUGCGUCGAACGGUGCGUCGAACGAUGGGGUGGCGGAAGACAAGGUGGAAGGGGAUGAAAAAGUCGUCACGGAGAGCGUUGCUAACGGUGCGGCUAACUCUCCUGUGAACCCUCCCACGGGGGAGUUCCACCAGAACGGGAUAGAAGAAGAGUUGAUGGAGAUCUGCAAGAGGAACCAUCUCUUCGGGCUGAACUACUUUGUUAAAAAAAUAAUGCAGCUCAACGAUAUCAUCAACAUAAGGCACUGCGUAUUCAUCAUGGGGGAAGCGGGGUGCGGGAAGACGACCCUGUUUAACAUGCUGAUGGAGUACCAAAAGCAACAAAAUCUAAAAACGGUCAGUAUCAGAAUUAACCCCAAGUCGAUCAGUAUUGAUGACCUCUACGGAAGCGUGCAUAUAAAGACGAGGGAAUGGAAAGACGGGGUGUUCUCCAAAUAUAUGAGAAGCUACUCGAUGAGAGAAGACUGCGAUAAGGCGUAUAUAAUCUUCGAUGGGAACUUGGAUUCCCACUGGAUAGAAAAUAUGAAUUCCGUGAUGGACGAUAAUAAAGUGCUGACCCUAUCGUCGAAUGAGAGAAUUCUUCUGAAAAAUCACAUGAACUUAGUGUUUGAGUUUAGCGACUUAAUGUUUGCAACCCCAGCUACGAUAUCGAGAGCAGGGUUGGUUUACUUCUCCGUAGACCCAAAUGACCUUUGGAAGAAUUAUUUCCUCUCCUGGAUUGACAAACAUGAGAAUUUUAAUGCCACUGUUAAAAAAGCCCUUGAAAAAUUAAUGUACAAAUAUGUAGAACCCACUUUUAACUACCUAACCACGGUGAACACGUCCGUUAAGGUGUCGCCUAUCUCGCAUAUUCAAUCCUUGGCAGCUUUGUUAGACAUCCUCCUAAAGGACAACAAUUUCGAGAGCAUGGAACAUUAUUUCGUGUAUGCAGUCAUAUGGUCCUUUGGAAGCUUCCUCGGAGAAAAAGACAAUGCAAACUAUAAGAAGAGCUUCGACAAGUACUGGAAAAAUACUUUUAAAAGUAUCAAAGUGAAUAGGAAAAUUAGCGUUUUCGAUUUUUUCAUAGAAGGUAAUAAAUUCAAAGAAUGGGAGGAGAGUGAAAUAAAGAAUGAGGUCAACCCAAGUCACUUUCUCCAGGAUGACAUUUUCGUCGAAACAGUGGAAAGCUGCUCCUACAAGUAUAUAAGUAAAAUGUUCCUCAAGUCGAAUAUGCCCAUUUUAUUUAUUGGCAAAACAGGAGUGGGAAAAACUCUUCUCUGCAAGAAAAUAUUAAGUGAAGAAAAGGAAGAAUACAAAAGCUUCUACAUGAUUUUCAACUACUACACGAAUGCAAAAAAUGUGCAGUGCUUAAUGCAAAGCUGUUUGGAAAAGAAGUCGGGUAAGCAAUUUAGCCCCCCCUUUCAACAGAAACUGAUCUACUUCAUCGAUGAUAUUAAUAUGCCCAGGUGUGAUGACUACAACACGCAGAGUGCCAUAGAACUUUUGUGCCAAUAUAUCGAUACAAAUUCUUGGUUCGACUUGGAAAAAUUAAACCUCAUCAAAAUUGUGAAUACAAAGUUAAUGUCUUGUAUGAAUUAUAACAGGGGGAACUUUACAGUAAACCCAAGAUUGUUACGACAUUUCUUCAUCCUAAAUAUUAGCUUCCCAGAGAAUAACACGGUUAAUAGCAUUUUUAGUGUCCUCCUUAAGGGACACUUCAAUAGCUUCAAGCAAGACGUAGCGGACUUAGUUCCAUCCAUUUUAAAGUCCACAAUUUCUCUCUUCUAUAAUAUAGAGAAAACGUUCAAAAGGACAGCCACCUAUUUCUACUACGAGUUUAACCUGAGGGAUAUUCACAGUAUUGUAAAAGGAUUGCUUACUGCAGAACCCACUGCUUUUCAAGAUUGCGAUAAAUUGCUCUUCCUUUGGCUACAUGAAUGUGAAAGGGUCUACUCGGACAAGCUAAAUAAGGCAGAUAAAAAAAAAUUCAAAACACUCAUCAUCGAUAUAGUGAAAAAAAUGUAUAACAAAUAUGAGAUCAACAAAUUUGUCAUGAGUAAUGAUAAGUCCUUAAUAUUUUCAAACUUCCACAAAGGAGGUACUACCUCAGGUGGGUACAACGACAAGGUCUACGAUAUGUGCAAAAAUAUAGAGGAACUUACCGCCUACUUAACAGAGGAACUAAAUGAAUACAACAGUUUUUAUAACCUAAAUAUAGUCCUAUUUAAUGACGCAAUAAGGCAUAUUUGUAAGUUAAUCCGUAUUAUAGAUAAUUUAAAAUCACAUGCUUUGCUGCUAGGAAUUGGUGGAUGCGGGAAGACAACCAUCUCUAAAUUUUCCUCAUACAUUUCAUCGAAGAGUUUUUUCGAAAUGGACUUCUCUGCACAGUGCACAGAUAAUGAUGUCAAGAAAUACUUACAAAAUAUUUUCUACAAAUGUGGUAUGAAAAAUGAAGACAUCAUUUUAUUCCUCAAGGAGAGUAAAAUUCAUGAUAGCUUCUUCAUCUACGUGAAUGAAUACAUGUGCUCAAAUAAUAUUAUCGACUUGUAUACAAAAGAGGAGAAGGACUACAUUGUUCAGAACAUGAGGAAUAUUGCCAAGGCGGAAGGGGUCCAGGAGACUGACAGUAGCAUAUUCGAGUACUUCCUGAAGAAGGUAAAUGAGAAUUUGCAUUUCAUUCUUUGCUUUUCCCCCACUAGUAACAAUUUUAGAGACAAAUCGAAUAACUUCCAGUGCAUACUGAACAACACCAUGAUUGAUAUUUACGACAAUUGGGAAUCUGAUUCGCUGCUCUGUGUGGGACAGAACUAUGUUAGCAAUAUCUACAUGAACUUGCGAACUGGGGAUAUAGAACUGAGUGAGGACUGCCUAGAAGGGGCGCCAAAAAACGGAGAAGAAGUCCCCGUCGCAGUUGCCGAUAUUGCCCCUGAGGAGCACGUCAACCUGAAGGGAAUCGUGACGGAGUAUCUGAAGGAGUGCUACGAGGAUCUACUAGAAAUCGCCUCCAACUAUUAUGCCCACGAAAGGGCGCACAUCUACAUCACGCCAAAACUGUACUUGGAGAGCAUCAAGACGAAAAAAAAAAAAAUAUCCGAGGAGAAGAAAGAAGCCUCAGAAAAAUAUGCUAUAGACAUUGGAAAUGAAAAGAUGAUCGUUAAGAAAGAGAGCGACUUGGCUGAUAUAGAAGAACAGAAAUGUCUGGAAAUACAGAAAACGGUGCUAAAACAACAGGAGGAAUGUGAAAAUGAUAUAGCCUUGGGUAUUCCCCUCAUAGAACAAGCGGAAGAAGCGCUUAACACACUGAACAAAAAGAAUAUACAAGAAUUGAAGACGCUAAAUAAACCCCCUCCAGGAGUGGAAGACAUCACCGCAGCAGUUAUGCAGCUACUAGCCACAAUCGACACGACUAUCUCUGUAGAUAAGUUUGGAAAAAUUAAGGAUAGGAGUUGGAAGUCGGCCCAGAAAAUGAUGAUCAACCCAGAAAAAUUUAUCUCUCUACUUAAAGACUACAAAAAUAAGAUUGACGAGAAUUUAGUUCCAGACUGCAACUUCAAGUAUGUGGAGAAUUUAAUUAACCUUCCCCAUUUUAAUAAAAAUGCGAUUCAGAAAAAAUCCAAAGCUGCUGCAGGGCUAGCUGAAUGGGUUCUAAAUGUUACAUCGUUCCACAAACUUAUACAAAAUAUUCUACCCAAGAGAACACUCCUAGAAAAUACGAAAAGAAGUUUGGAAGAAGCAAAUGAGAAGUUGCAAAUAGUACGAGAGAAGGUACAGUCCCUUAAGACACAGCUCAGCACUCUUAUAAGUCAAUAUGAUCACGCUUUAUACGAAAGAGACCUUGUAAUCUUGGAAGAGAAGAAACUUAAAACCAAGUUGGAACUAUCCAUCAGGUUGAUAGACGCUCUGAGCAGUGAACAAAUAUCAUGGUCCAAUCAGUAUGAAGUUUUGAAGAAGAAAAAAAAAACCAUCCUCACGGAUAUACUUUUGUCUUCCACUUUUGUCACCUUCUGUGGGGGAUUCACCAAAAAGUACAGAAACAAAAUUAUGACAAAAUGUGUUGAGACGUUGAACAGGAAGAACCAGAUUCAGAACGAGGUCUUUAGCGAAGUGCUUAAAAAGAUGCAAAAGAGCGCUGUAAAGGAGAAGUCCGCCACGGCAAGCAAGGAAAACGAAUGUGCGGGUGCUUCCAUUGCCGGUAACGGUGUAGAUCAAACAGGAGGAGAUGAUGCACUACACAGAGGAGACGCAUCCCAAAUCGGGGAGGACUCCAAGGAAGACCUCCCUUAUGAUAUCUUCUCAGUGAACAGCUUCAACUUGGAUCUCCUAAUAAACGAAGAAACCCUUUCUAAGUUAAGCAAACAAGGAUUAACCCUAAACUCCGUCUGCAUAGAAAAUAACCUAAUCCUGGAAAACAGCGAAAAGUUCCCUAUCAUUAUAGAUCCUCAAAUGGAAAGUCUCAAAUGGCUAAUAAAUAGCCAGAAGGAAAAAAGCGAAAAGCUAAUAAUCACAGACAUAAAUGAUAGUAUGCUUUUUAAAAAAAUAAUAGAAUGUCUCUCCUUUGGCUACUCCAUAAUUAUAGAAAAUGCAGAUGAAAAUAUAGAUAACUCUCUCUACAACAUUAUUUCAAAAAAUAUAAUAAGGAGAAAAGACAAUUAUUACAUCAAUAUUAACGAGAAGGAACACGUUUUCCACCCCUCGUUCUACAUCAUCCUGCACACUCAGUUGUCUAAUCCGCACUACCAACCGGAGAUCCAGUCAGCCUGCUCACUUAUCAAUUUCACUGUAACGCCGGACGAUCUAGAGGAGCAUCUACUCUCCAUCACACUAGAAAACGAAUUCAACCACUUGUCUAAGAAGAGAAAAAAAUUAUCCUUACUUAAAUAUGACUACAUGUGUCAACUGUCCUUUCUCCAAUCGUCCAUCCUGCAGAAGCUAACCAAUGCUAAGGGAGACAUCCUGGAAGAUGUUUCUCUCAUUGAAAACUUAGAAACCACCAAACUGCUCAGUGAAAAUAUUACCAAAAAAACAGAAAUCGUGAAAAGCACAGAAGUACAUAUAAACACCAUCAUCAAUUUAUAUAGACCCUUGUCCAGACGGGGAGUCAUGUACUUCUUCAUCCUUCAGAAGCUGAAGAACAUCCAUUCAUUUUACUUUUACUCUUUGGAGAUUUUUUUGAAGAUCUUUAUCAAGUGCCUCAAUGACUGUGCUCAGUUCAGACCCCCCAACAGUGGCCCCCAACCAAGGGUGAAGAGCCACCGCAAGAGGGUUAAAGCCAAGGGGGGAGAAACAGCCACCAAAGUGGAAGUAGCCGUGAAGGUGGACGGACCAACCGAACCGGACCUUAUCACCAAUGCAAACGAACCAGAAGUUAUCCCCAAUACAAUCGAACCGGAAGUCAUCGCAAGUACAGUCGUACCAGAAGUUAUUGCCAAUACAAUCGAACAUGAGGGUUCCGCCAGCCCAACUGAGCAAGAAGGGGUCAACAACCCAGUUGAGCCAAGUGAAGAGGAAGGAGCAGAAAAACCGGAAGAAGCGGUUGAGACAGAAGUGGUUGCCAACCCAACAGAACCCGAAGUUGCCGCUAAUCUAGAUGAACCGAAAGAGGAGGGAACAACUGAAAAAUUGGAGGAGCCGGAAGUAGCUGUCGAGAUGGCCGAACCAGAAGAGGUCGCCAAUCCAGAUGAGACAAAAGAAGAGGAAACAGAAGCAAAACCGGAAGAACCUGAAGUGGCAGCCGAAUCAACCGAACCGGAAGUGGUUGCUAAUCUAGGAGAACCCGAACCGGUCGCUACUCAGCCUUCACUUGAAAAUGACGCGAGUCCAAUCGAACCCGAACCUGAAGCUGUCAUCGAGUCAGAAGAACAAGAAGUGGUUGUUAACCCAGUCGAAUCAGAAGCAGGCGUAAACCCAGUAGAACCAGAAGUGGUCGUCGAGCCAGAAUCUACCCCUGCUGCUGACGUGGAUGCCCAGCCCAGCGCGCAGAAGGGAGAAGAGGAUCCCCAAAAGGAAGACCUGGAUACCACGAGCGUAGAGAGCAACGAAUCGGAUGACAUCGAAUUCGAAAGUGACGACCUGGACGGGGAAGAUGCCCAAAGUGAAGAAACAAAGAUAGACAAGAAUGAAGUGCAGAAGAGAGUAAACGUACUGAUCAGUCUUCUAAUAGAAAAAAUGUGGAUGUAUAUCGAUAAGGGACUCCUAGAGAGAGAUAAACUUAUCGUAAAGUGUCUGAUCAUGUUAAACCUAGAAAAGCUAAACGGAAAUAUUAGCCAAGAGGAAGAGGACAUGUUUAUAAACCCAAAGUGUACCGUAAAAGCAAGCCAAAAAGAAAAUGAAAGAGGAGAAAAAAAGCUAAUCAAUAAAUCCUUCAUGAGUGAAGACCUAUAUCAAGAUUGUAAAAAUUUAGAAAAUUUGAAAGACUUUGAUAACCUUACAGAAAGCUUAGAAAGCGAGAGCAUGUCGUGGAAACAGUGGUUCCUAAGUGACAAGGUAGAGAAUGAGGAGCUCCCCAGGAAGUAUAACAACUUGAAGGACUUCUCCAAGUUGCUACUAAUAAGGGUUUUACGAAAGGACAGAUUCCCUGUGGCGUUGAAAAAUUACAUCCAUACAAACAUCAAAAUGACGAAUGAUGAGAAGAAUACCUACGCGUUGGAGAAGAUCCUCGAGGAGUACAUCGAUAAUAAGACGCCCGUGUUGUUUCUGCUAACACCGGGAAACGACCCCUCCAAGGAUAUCGAGGAGUACGUAGCGAAACUGAAAAGGACAAAGGGAAAGGGUGCGAAUAGUACCCAAAAAGGGGACCACACAACAGAUGGAAAGCAGCACAGCGAAGAAACCAUUUCCUACGUUAAUAUUUCCAUGGGGCAGGGACAGGAAAGCAUUGCACUUAAGUAUUUGAAGGAAACAUCCCAAUCAGGGGGAUUCAUAUUCCUGCAGAACAUCCACCUCAUGACCAAAUGGCUAAAAGAAUUUGAAGAAAUCCUCGACAAAAUAUUAACCGAUGCUCACCCGAAUUUCCGUCUAUUCCUAUCGUCAGCCAUUCCUUCCGAAAAAGACACCAAAUUGUUACCGGAGAAAUUACUAAAAAAGUGCUUCAGGAUUAACAAUGAAAAGUCUUUUAGCUUAAAGGAUAACAUCAAAUGUUCCUUGGAGAAAUUCCAAAGUAGGGAAUACGACGAUAAGCUAAAAAAUGUAAUUUUUGGUCUCUCCUAUUAUCAUAGCUUGCUCUUGGGAAGGUUUCUCUACGGAAAAAUUGGAUUCAGUCAAUCGUAUUCCUUCAACGAUAAUGAUUUGGAAAUUUCUUUUAAUAUUAUCAAGAGGUACUUGGAGAGUUACAACAGUUUUCCUCUUGCAGAUGUUCUCUUCCUCAUAGGGGAAAUAAUUUACGGGGGGCACAUCACGGAUGUAUGGGAUAGACGCAUAAACAAGACGUACGUCAAAAAUGUGCUCAAGGAGAUAUACAGAAAUGUGGUUGCCAUUAAUGGUCGCACGGUUAGCGGCGAGGUGCGUGAUGUUCAAAAUGGAGACGACGAAAAUGAUGAAAAUGACGCAGAUGGAGAGGACCAUGCGGAGGAGGGCGAUGCAAGCGGGCGUGGGGCCACACAUGGUAGGAAGCCUGAGGCCCGCCGUGCAAACGACCAGGAGGACGAAAUGGAUGAGCAGGCAGUCCUCAAAGACACCAGGACGAACAUCCUCUUCGAACUGUUCAAAUUCCCUGACUGCACCAAAUACAGCAUUCCCCAGUUGAAAAAAUAUGUGGAUGAGAAGCUGAACAAAGAACAGACCUGCUUGCUGGGUCUCCACGUGAACGCGGAAAUUGAAUAUAUGAAAAAUGAGUGCUCGAGAAUCCUGCAGAAUUUGCAAGAGAUCAGCAGUCGGGAGAUUUCCUCCUCGCAGGGUUCUUACGAAAAGGGGACAAAAACGGACGCCACGCACAACCCCGGUGGAAGUACCGUUGGGAAUAAACAGGGAAGUCACCCCACCAGUGACAGCAAAGAUGAUGGAAAGCGCCCCAAGGAGUCCGACCAACUACGGAAGAAGGACCGCCAUAAAGGAGACACAGAAACGGAAAGUGGAAAAAAUGAAACCACUAAAAUUAUAUAUGACAUUAUUAACCGCCUCCUAAAUGAACUCCCAGAAAAAAUAGACAUAAGUGAUCUGAAAAUAGAAGACACAGAGACGAACACAUUUAUGGUCAUUGCAUUGAAGGAGUCCGAAAAGUUCAACGCACUCAUUGAUUGCAUUUAUGACAGCUUGGUGGAGAUAAAGCUAGUACUAGACGGUAUCCUAAAUAUGAACAGUAAAAUACAACUUAGCAUAAAGGCUUUACUGCUACAUAACAUCCCAGAAAUUUGGAAGAGCUUUUCCUAUCCGUCCAAAAAGAAACUACUACCAUGGUUUGAAGACUUCAAAUUGAGAGUAACUUUUUUACAAGAAUGGAUUGCAAAAAUAAGGUGCAAUAUUUUCUUACCCAAUUCUGUAUGGCUAUCUGCUCUUUUCAAUCCGAUUUCAUUCCUCACGGCCAUUAAACAGAAGUUCUCGCAUGAGAAUAGAGUUCCUAUCGAUAAGCUAAAGCUAAAGUGGCACGUCACAAAUAUCACCAAAGUAGAAGAACUAAACAAUAAAAAUAAUUCUUUGUACAUCCAUGGGUUGUUUCUCCAGGGAGCCUCCUGGUUCAUUAAUUCGCAAAAUGAUUCCUUCACAUUUGAUAUGGAUAAUUUGGGUGAUAACGUAUCCUAUGGCAAUCUAGUGGAGUCCGUGCCGAAGAACAUCUUCUUCCCCAUGCCGCUCGUCUACGUUUAUUGUGUCACGAAUGAACAGGAAGAACGGCUUGCCCGGGCAUCCGACGCCCGCUACUUGGAUACGCCCCUUUAUAUCACCUCGGAUAGGGGCGGCACCUUCGUCUGCUCCGUCGAUUUGAACCUAGAAACGGACGACCUCGAGGACAAGUGGAUCUUAGCUGGAGUUGCCCUCUUCCUAUCGGACGAUUAG